GGGCCGGCGGUCCGGCGGCGGCGGGUGGAGCGGCGGCGCCCGGAGCGGCGGCGCCCGGGCCAUGCACUCCCUCGCCCAGGAGAUCCGCAGCUUCUCCCGGGCCAACCUGCGGAAGCAGCGCACCCGCGUAACGACGCUGAGCGGCAGGAGGAUCAUCGAGACGUGGCGCGGCGCCUGCCUGCAGGUGGAGGAGGAGGAGGGGGCGGCGGCGGCGCCCGGCGGCGGCUACGUGCAGGACCUCAGCGCCGACCUCCAGGUCGGCGUCGUGAAGCCCUGGUUGCUGCUGGGGUCGCAGGAUGCUGCUCACGACUUGGAGACGAUGAAAAAGUAUAAGGUUACUCAUGUUCUAAAUGUGGCCUACGGAGUUCAAAACGCCUUCCUCAAUGACUUUAUAUACAAGACCAUUUCUAUUCUGGACCUCCCAGAAACUGAUAUUACCUCCUAUUUCCCAGAAUGUUUUGAGUUUAUUGAGAAAGCCAAGAUCCAGGAUGGUGUAGUUCUGGUCCACUGUAAUGCAGGAGUCUCCCGUGCAGCGGCAGUAGUCAUCGGUUUUCUAAUGUAUUCAGAAAGACUGAAUUUUGCUACAGCCUUUUCCAUGGUGAAAAAUGCAAGGCCUGCAGCUUGUCCAAAUCCUGGCUUCAUGGAACAGCUUCACAAGUACCAAGAACAGAAUAUAAAGGCAAAUGGAAGCAUAAAUGAUCAUGACUGAUCGAAAGGGAGAAGUGACAUGAUCUGUUUUGACUAUACAGUAGCAGAUGUUGUAUGUACUUUGAUCUGUCAUUUUGCAGUCCCCUUUCACAUGCGCUUUUUAAAGUCUUUCCAUACUUUUUUUCUUACCCCGCUUUGACCCUCUUUUUUUUCAGCAUGUAGUCCAAAUGCCAAAUGGUAUUCCACUGACUACCGAGAUGAUUUUGCCCAAGAACAAGCUCUUCCUAGAAUGCUAAUAAACCCAUAAAUUUCAAUUUUCCUUGAAAUACUAGGGAAAACCAGAAUGGUGUUUUUUUUAUUGAACCGUCAGAAAAUACAGGCAAUAGAGAAGGGAAAUAAAGUAAGUGAGAUAAGUUGCCCUGUUUACUUUAAUACUAAACCAAAUCUGUGCAUUCUAGUUGUUGUAAAAUCUAGAUAAUAAAAUGUACUAAACUACUUUGA
Molecule: messenger RNA, 1149 nt
Organism: Phalacrocorax carbo (great cormorant)
Lineage: Eukaryota; Metazoa; Chordata; Aves; Suliformes; Phalacrocoracidae
Source: RefSeq, a predicted model, not a curated record